Messenger RNA from Exophiala aquamarina CBS 119918, 1698 nucleotides. RefSeq lists its product as uncharacterized. The coding region runs from base 1 to 1698 and encodes 565 amino acids. Gene Ontology annotation, molecular function: zinc ion binding; DNA binding. The transcript is spliced from 6 exons. The record is from RefSeq and is a predicted model, not a curated record. Lineage: Eukaryota; Fungi; Ascomycota; Eurotiomycetes; Chaetothyriales; Herpotrichiellaceae. Gene Ontology annotation, biological process: DNA-templated transcription.
AUGUCUAGCCGGGCGACUCACGAUCCUGAAUAUGUACGCCGAGUCGAAGAUCGAUUGGCUUCUGUCGAAGCACUGCUUGAGACUUUGGUUCCUCAACUAGCAGUGAAAAGACCGGGUUCGCAACAUGUAGAUGACUCGCAAUAUCUCGAUUGCCACGUGGAAUCUGGGGAGGACACGAUAGCUUCCUCAUUGUCACAGCGCCUAUUUGCUGGCAAAGCGUCUUCAAGCAACCCUGACGGGCAUUCAACAAAUGCCAAAGCGGUCGACGACAAGAUUGAUGGCAUGGGCUCAGUCGCUUUUGCCGAUGAGUAUGUGUCGGGUCAUUUUGGUGCUACCUCAUUGUUGGCUCUCUCGAUUAAGAUCAACCAAGCCAUGAAAGAGGCUCUCGCGGAAAUGGGCCAGCCGAAUCUCAUGCCCGACCGCGACGCAACCAACCUGAUUUCUCGGCCACCUUCGCCUUCUGCGUUGGCGGGCGAAAAAUCAGUGUCCCCUCCGAAUUUCGAGCGACUUAAUAUUUUCGGAUUGCCGCAUCGAUCACGCGUCAUGCAGCUGGUAGAUCGCUUUUUCAGCUCUACAGGUCUCAUUUUCCCGUAUAUAUCCAAGAAGGCAGUCUUGGUUCCCUAUGCCAACAUCAAUUCGUCUGAUUCCAGGAACAUACGACAGUCAUGGCUUUGCCUUAUAAACACAAUUAUGGCCUUCGCCACCGUUCUUAGCCAGAGCGCGGAACGGAGAAAAGACGCAAUGGCUGAGGCCAAUUUAUUCUUGCACCGAGCUCUAAAACUUCUGCCUGAUGUGGCUCAACAGCCAGCAAACCUAGAGACACUCCAAGCUUUACUACUCCUUACCCAGUACCUGCAGGGUUCCCAGCGGUCGAUGCAGACAUACAACUUCCAGAGCGUCACUACAAGAGUGGCUUUUCAACUUGGCAUUCACUGCACCACCAGCAGCAGCAAAGACACAAUCAUUGAACGAGAAAUCAAAAAGAGGUGUUGGGCCAUGACAUUCAUUCUAGACAACAGGACUUGUAGCAUGACUUUUGGGCGGCCCCCUGGCAUACGGAAUGAAUAUCUUUCAAUGCAGACUCUCCUACCAGUCGAUGUAGAUGCGGAUGGCCUCGAGCCCGCAAAUUCUUCGCCAAACGUGUUGAGUCUCCAAACACCUACAACAAGCACUGUGUGUUGCUUCAUUGAAUCAGUCAAGCUUUACGAGAUUGUCGGAUCUAUUAUCGAUGACAUAUACCAGAUGAACCUUGUGCGAGAUGUCGACCUGGAAUACAACAUGCUUCUCGAACGAGUCAUAUCUCUUGAAGUCAGACUAGAAGCCUGGAAAGUUAAGCUCCCAUUCCCCCUCCAUAUCCGAACGAGGGACGAAAUUGUCCAAGACCCAGUCGACUCGUCAGAAUAUUCCCGGCUUAGCACCGUCCUAACGCUAAGAUAUCUGAGUACGCGGACUCUUUUGCAUCGAGCGAUCUUGACUCGCUUUCUGGACCAGAAUCACCAGAGGGCAACGGCCACCGGACGGUCCGUCUUCUUGCGGUCAUCGGAAAACAUAUCUCUAGAUCUCAGCGUCUCGUCUGCCAUUGAAAUGAUCGAGAUCCACUACGCCAUGUCCAAGGUCUCUCAGCGAAUGCUCACCACAUGGUGGUUUUCGCUCUAUUACGGUAAGAAUACUGUCCCUUCAUUUGACAUAUGGCACUGA